Anopheles marshallii is the source of this 2232-nucleotide messenger RNA. Its product is annotated as CLIP domain-containing serine protease B8-like. The record is from RefSeq and is a predicted model, not a curated record. Gene Ontology annotation, molecular function: serine-type endopeptidase activity. Bases 1 to 2232 code for a protein of 743 amino acids. NCBI's taxonomy places the organism in Eukaryota, Metazoa, Arthropoda, Insecta, Diptera, Culicidae. The transcript is spliced from 8 exons. Gene Ontology annotation, biological process: proteolysis.
AUGGCAAAGAGGAUAGAAAUUGUGCUGUUUGUGCUCGCGGGACUCGUUUGUGGCAAUGUGAACAUUGCAUUUGGACAAAAAUCUUGCCGAACGCCGGAUCAUCGCGACGGAGUUUGCACGCCGGUGUCGCAGUGUCCCAGCAUCCGGGACGAGUUCUUCAACACCGACCGGUUGUUGGACGAGGACGAGAUCGAUUUUGUGCGCGGGUUGCAGUGCAAAACAAGGGAUGUAACAAUAUGCUGCUCGGAUGGGGUAACAACGGUGGACCGCAACCCGACGGCCGUGCGCGAUGGCUUACCAAACCCGAAAGCGUUCGAGUGUGGGCUGGAUACGCUGGCGGAUCGGAUCAUCGGUGGUAAUUACACGGCGAUCGAUGAGUUCCCGUGGUACGCACUGUUGGAGUACGUGUCGAAGAAGGGCGAACGGGCGUUCAAGUGCGGUGGUUCCCUGAUCAACGGGCGCUACGUUUUGACCGCCGCACACUGUCUGGCCAACAAGAAGUUGGACGAGGGCGAACGGCUUGUAAAUGUGCGUCUCGGCGAGUAUAACACCGCCACCGAGAUGGACUGUGAGGAUGGUGAUGCGGACAACUGUGCCGAUCCACCGCAGAACUUUGGCAUCGAGGCACAAAUCGUUCAUCCCGGAUACGACAAAAAUGGUCCCUUCCAACACCACGACAUCGCUCUGAUUCGUCUCGAUCGGGAUGCCACCAUGAACAACUUCGUGUCGCCGGUGUGUCUUCCACCGGAUAACUUUACGCCUACCACUCCGAAUGUUAACGUUACGGCCGUUGGUUUCGGGCACACUGGACAACAGCGUCAUAGCGGCAUCAAGAAGAAGGCACAAUUCCCGGUGUUCGCACAGGAGGAGUGCGACAAGAAGUGGAAGAACAUCGAAAUUAUCGAGCAGCAGCUGUGUGCCGGUGGUGUGUUUGGAAUUGAUUCCUGCAGCGGAGACUCUGGUGGACCACUGAUGGUGCGACGGUUCUACUGGAUACAGGAGGGCGUUAUUUCUUUCGGCAAUCAAUGCGCCUUAGAGGGUUGGCCUGGCGUGUACACCAGGGUGUCGGCUUAUCUGGACUGGAUUCGGCAGAAUAUUCGCCAUGAUCGACCCGUCUGGGAUUCGGUGCGUCUGUGCGACAUUCCUAAUGAGCUCGGUCCGGGUGCAUGUAUGUCGCCGGGCGAUUGUGUCGCCUACGGCAAGAUCAACGACGUGUCCAGCCUGAGCUCGGUCGAACGCUUCAGCUUCAUCAAAGAGGUCCAGUGCAAUGGGUCGGAGACGGAACCGUUCGUGUGCUGCCCUCGCAACAGUGACGUAUAUCUUGAGCCUUUUGUAAACGAUACAAUGAUACCGAAGAACCGGCUCGCUAGUCGGAUCGCUUUCGAUGCCGAUUCCUGCGGUAUUCAGAGUUACGUGGCGAAAAUACGCGGUGGUCAGUUGGCGGAGAUCGAUGAGUUCCCGUGGAUGGCAAUGUUGCUGUAUGAGCGUGAUAGCAGUGGACUGACGCAGGGAUGUGGGGGAGCGCUGAUAAGUCGCACGUACGUGAUCACUGCGGCGCACUGCGUGACCGGCAAGAACUUUCAGCAAACGAAGGGACGGCUGAAGUAUAUCCGGUUGCGGGAGUACAACAUCCACACCAACCCGGACUGUGUGUACGAGAACAAGCUGAAGGACUGUUCGGAAGAUGUGAUCGAAUUACCACCGCAAGCGAUCAUACCGUACCCGGAAUAUGACUCGGAAUCUAGCAACCAGCAGCAUGAUAUUGCGCUGAUUCGGAUCCAGGAAACGCCUCCAUUUACUGACUUUCUGCGUUCGAUCUGUCUGCCGGAGCAGAACUUUGAAGUUGGUGCUACGCAGGGCAAAAAGCUCAGUGUAUCCGGCUGGGGUCGUACGGACAUCUUUAAGGACAAUCUCGGUACAGAUGUGCUGAGUCCGAUCAAGCUUAAGCUCAGCCUACCGUACGUCGACCGGGACGUUUGCAAGAAGACGUUCCUUCCGUGGUCGUUCUCACUCGGACCGGGCCAAAUGUGUGCCGGCGGGGAACGGGCGAAGGAUACGUGUGCCGGUGACAGUGGAUCACCGCUGAUGAGCUACGAUAUGGUGCGCGGCAUCUGGUACAUUACGGGCAUCGUCAGUUUGGGUGUGCGAGGCUGUGGCGUCGAAGGCCUGCCAGGAGUGUACACCAACGUACACUACUAUCUACCGUGGAUCAAGAUGUAUACCUCCGCAUAG